GUAAGAUAUAAUCAUCUCGUAAAAAACCCGGAGAAUCGCGUGUGCUCAAUUGAACGUUGAGCUCUGCAUACAGCUCGCGCUCCAAGCCACACUAUAAUUCAAACUUCUAUCGUGCAACUAAUCAAAGCCAUCUUCCAUCUUUCCUGCAACGUGGAACCACUGAACAGCGGCAACCCAUCUGACAUCAACAUAUGUUGCUGAGCGCGACAUUGAUCCGAAGACUCUUGAAACGGCUGUGCCAAGUGUUGGCGGCGCUCGCGACUUCAUCUGCCCAACGACUGCGCAUUCUCGUAUCAUGCUUUCGACGCUUUGUGGCCAAGGUUCACGUUCUAACCUCGCACGAUACUGACUCCAAGUCCACUGGAGACCCAUGCUGCACUGUCUUUACUGGGACUUCCAGUGCACGAUGUUCCCAAUCCACCUUGCCAUUACCGCUUUACACUACUCCACCGAGUGCAGCAAGCCCCGUAGUCCCAACACCUACGAGUGCCAUGCCUGUUCCACCCACCCCCCAGCAUGCUAACCCGCCUCAGACGUCUUCGCCUCCAGCAGCCGGUAAUGCAAUCUCUCCCAUUAGCCCCGCCACUGCUCUCUAUUUUAUACCAUCCGCUGUCAAUUACGCAUCCCGAUAUGAGAAUCGUCCUCACGUAGACGCAUCUCGUGUGUCCAGCGGAAUUCCAGCAUUCAUGAGGACUUUUCCCAACCAAUCAUGUCCUUGGCUGAAUGGUGACUGGGAGUCGUGCAUACAUCCUGAAGGCGCGCUGUAUCUGUACAAUGGUCGCAAGAGGGCCUUUACUGAAGGACACAUUGAUGAAUCGUCGUUCCGCUUGAUGGACAGAUGCGUGGAUGAGCUAUAUGAUCGGGGACGCACAAUAACACCAAACUUUGACGCUAAUGAUAUCGAGCUCGUGGUGCAGGUAGUGCCCGCGCACACAGAUUAUUGUCAAUACUACUUUGUCGACCAUACAACCCGAACUCUUUUUUGGCUGCACGACCAAGAUCACAAUGAAGCGACGUACAACAUCUUUGAUGACUUCCGAGGCGUCUGUGAUCCGAGUCAUAUUCGAUUUGCCUUGGAGUCUCAAUAUUGGACGCACUGCGAACGCUACCCGAAACACGAGCUGGAUCGAGUCAAGCUUCUGAAAGAACUGAGGGAGGUUGUUGUGCAUGCGAGCGCAGAGAUCAUCACUUCGGACGCUUCUUUGUCGCCUUUUGGUGCUGAUGAACUUUCCAGAAUCCUAGAGCUGGUCAACCAUCUUCAAGAGAAUGCUCAGGAAACUAAUUUCCCUCAUUCCAUUUGCGUCAUUGCAAAGUUAAUGCAUUACUUCUCUAAAUCCAAGUAUUUCAACUUCUGCGGUCUACCCUCCGCUCGUCUCGAUGCCGACAAAUCUGUGUACAGCGAGAUUACUAGCUUUGAUCCACUGAUCGGCAGUCUUUCUUUAGCACUUGACGCCAUGCUUUUUUGGGCACCACAAGCGCACUUGAACGAUCUUCGAAGGGUGUGGGUGGAUAAAUGCAUCAACUCACCGCGGUGGAAAGACUACAACACGAAACUCAUGGCGGAGUGGACCGGAAUCACAAUCUACUCCACUGUCAUGUUAGCCGUAGAUGUGAGUUUUCUUGCAGUGCCGAACGUGAACAUUUCUUCGUCGCAGUCGAUCGGGAUCAUUGCUACCUAUCUCUCGAUCAUCUCCAUCACUGGCUCCUUGGUUGUCUCGGUCCUGCUGGUCCGUCAAAACCAAAGGUAUGGUUGUGAAUCAGCGGACAAAGCAGGAGAAUUUCUGCUCAGCAUGACGAGCACGUUUUUCGGGGAUAAAGCUCUUGCGACGGUCAACAGUCUCCCUUACGCGAUGCUUAUGUGGGGGAUGAUUUACUUUUCAAUCGCCCUGUUGUACAACGUGUUCAAGUCUACGACGGUGGCCAUGCUGGCAUCAGUUGUCAGUGGAUGCGUGGUUGUAACCAUGUUUAUAUUGUGGUUCAUUUGGGCAGCAAGAGAGUUGCAUGUCUUCCGGCGACUGGCUGAGCUCGUCUUAUCUGCCAGGAGUCGCUUCUUAGCACGCCUUGGGGUUUAUUUCCCCUGAACUUAUACAACUUGGACUUUCCAUACAUCAUUACCGGACUCAUCUGAUAUCGGUCCUAUAACAGCCGGCAGAUUAUUAUACGCUGAUGUAGCUAGGAAAUA
Molecule: messenger RNA, 2182 nt
Organism: Suillus clintonianus
Lineage: Eukaryota; Fungi; Basidiomycota; Agaricomycetes; Boletales; Suillaceae
Exons: 14
Coding region: 192-2081 (629 amino acids)
Source: RefSeq, a predicted model, not a curated record